Molecule: messenger RNA, 582 nt
Organism: Mollisia scopiformis
Lineage: Eukaryota; Fungi; Ascomycota; Leotiomycetes; Helotiales; Mollisiaceae
Exons: 1
Coding region: 100-417 (105 amino acids)
Source: RefSeq, a predicted model, not a curated record
UCUUCGAAAGAGCUUCUUCCGAGUCCACUUUUCGAAACCGCGUGGGUGGCAUUGUUCGGAGGUUUUUUUUUCCUUGUCUUGGUCUGUCUUUGCCACGUUAUGUACCUAUGCGUGUUGUCUGUCAUGUUACGCGGAAGUUCUCCGCUCUUGAUAGGGCGCUCGGAGAUUUGGGGGCAAGACAAGCAAGGCUACGAGUGUCAAGUUCCUUGUUGGAUGGAUAGAUGGAUGGAUGGAGAACUUGGGUAUUCCCCAUGGAGGUGGUGUUCGGUACUUAAAGCAAAGUCUCCUUGGAAUCAAUCAAUCAAUCAGGCUGCUCGGUCCGAUUAUAGAAAAAAAUCCGGGAAGUUGGAAACAAAGGGCUCUUCUGAUUGUGGGGAACGGAGGAAAGAGAGAUCGGGGGCGGAUUGGGCAUGUUGAAAGAAGGCGAGGCUCGAAGGCGAAAGCCGGGAGAUUUGACAGUCGUAUCUUGACGAGUCAGAGGAGAGGGGACGGAUUGUUGGUAGGUUUGGCGGGGUCAUCGUAUCUCUUUCAUCUUGGUUUUGUUUGAGAAGUUGGAAGGGGGGUUUCGCCUCUUACUCAGGG